Protomyces lactucae-debilis is the source of this 360-nucleotide messenger RNA. RefSeq lists its product as uncharacterized. The transcript has a single exon. NCBI's taxonomy places the organism in Eukaryota, Fungi, Ascomycota, Taphrinomycetes, Taphrinales, Protomycetaceae. The record is from RefSeq and is a predicted model, not a curated record. Bases 139 to 351 code for a protein of 70 amino acids.
GAUUAUGGCGCUGGUGACUAACAGCUGCAGGAGAUGAUCGACGCGUAGUAAACCGGCGAUUUUGAACUACCUGUGAGAACCGGCGAUCGGUGACUAGUACGCAGCGAGCUGCAGGUGGCGAGCCAGGGCUUUGCAUGAAUGAAGGAUAGCUCUAGAGCAAGAAAGGCUUACUAUGUACUCCCUACAACUGUUGUGCAAGGUGUUUUGCGCACUUGCUACGCUUUCGUGCUUGUUCCGCCUCGCCGGCAGUGGCGGCGCGGUAAUUCCUGUCAUGCGCUGCAGCCCGAAGCAGCUGAGCUUUCGCCGUCAUUGGCCCGUUGCGUUUGCCCUGUAGUAGUCAGUAUGAAUUAAGACCAGCGA